UCCUACUUACGAUUAUUCCUGGUAAGUACGAGCAGUUAUUAGUAAGCUUUCUCUUCUUCCCCCAAACUUGUACUGCUUGAUUACAUUUACUGUGAACUCAACUCAUGCAUUAAACCCUAUUUUUCUCCAUCCAAAUUUCUGUCGACGAAUUGGAAAAACUGAAUCAAAUCUCAGCUAUUAAUGGCGGUUUCGGAGGAAGAAUCCUCGUCUUCAUCCUCUGCCGGUUGCAGCAGCAAGUCACGAUCAGCUGCUUCUCGUGGCGCCUCUUAUUUAGCUAAGACUGUUCUCAGAGGUAGUGUUGUUCUGCAAGUCGUUUAUGGCCGUAUCCGCUCUUCUACUUCAUACGACGUCGUUCUUGGCAAGGAAACAUCUGUAGAGUUGGUGAUUAUAGAUGAAGAUGGAAUUGUGCAAUCUAUCUGUGAGCAGCCUGUAUUUGGCAUAAUAAAAGAUAUAGCUGUGCUGCCCUGGAAUGAGAAGUUUCGUGCUGGAAGCCUGCAGCUUUUGAGCAAGGAUCUCCUGGUUGUUAUUUCGGAUUCAGGGAAGCUCUCAGUUCUCAGAUUUUGCAAUGAAAUGCACAGGUUUUUCGCUGUAACACAUGUUCAACUUUCAUCUCCUGGAAAUCCGAGGCAUCAAAUUGGAAGGAUGUUGGCCAUUGAUUCCAGUGGCUGUUUCAUUGCUGCUAGUGCAUAUGAAGACAGAUUGGCUUUUUUCUCCCGCUCUGCUUCAGCUGGCAGUGAUAUACUUGAUAAGAGAAUCUUUUGUCCCACUGACAAUCAAGGGAAGAUUGAGACUGCCAGUGGUUUCACCAGUAUCUGUGGUACCAUAUGGAGCAUGUGCUUCAUCUCAACAGAUGUUCGUCAACCAAAUAAGGAGCACAAUCCUGUAUUGGCCAUUCUUCUGAAUAGGAGGAGAUCAUAUAGGACUGAGCUCAUGUUGAUAGAGUGGAAUAUGAAGGAGCAUUCACUCCAUGUAAUAUAUCAGUAUUCUGAACCUGGACCACUAGCACAUCGUAUCGUAGAAGUUCCUCAUUCUUAUGGAAUCCUGUUAGUAUUUCGUGCUGGGGAUGCUAUUGUGAUGGACUUUAGAGAUCCUCACAACCCUUGUUUUCUUUAUCGAAUAAGUUUAAAUUUUACACCACCUUCAGUUGAGGAGCAGAAUUUUGUAGAAGAGGCUAUUAGAAUUCCCGAUAUUAUUGACGAAGACGGUAUGUAUAGCGUUGCUGCAUCUGCAUUGCUUGAGCUUAGCGACUUGAAUAAAAAUGACCCAAUGAACAUUGAUGAUGAUAGCAAUGUAAAACCGGGUUCAAAUUUUGUCUGCGCAUGGAGUUGGAAUCCUGGAAAUGAGCAGAGUCCUAGGAUGAUAUUUUGUGCUGAUUCUGGAGAGCUUUUCCUGAUUGAUUUUUUAUUUGAUUCUGAUGGCCUGAAAAUAUCUCUGUCUGAUUGUCUUUACAAGACUCAACCAGCCAAGGCACUUUUGUGGGUGAGAGGUGGGUUUUUGGCAGUUAUCAUUGAGAUGGGUGAUGGGAUGGUGUUAAAAGUUGAAGAGGGAAAACUUGUUUAUAGAAGUCCAAUCCAAAAUAUUGCACCAAUAUUGGAUAUGUCCGUUGUGGAUUACCAUGAUGAGAAACAUGAUCAAAUGUUUGCCUGCUGUGGGAUGGCACCUGAAGGAUCUUUACGAGUUAUACGCAGUGGCAUCAGUGUAGAGAAAUUGUUGAAAACUGCUCCUAUUUAUCAGGGUAUUACUGGAACUUGGACAGUGAAAAUGAAAAUGGCUGAUUCUUAUCAUUCUUUCCUUGUACUAUCAUUUGUUGAAGAGACCAGGGUUCUAUCUGUUGGUGUGAGCUUUUCUGAUGUAACUGACUUCAUGGGUUUCCAGCCGGAUGUUUGCACGUUGGCUUGUGGUCUUGUGGGCGAUGGUUUACUGGUGCAAAUCCACCAGACUGCUGUGAGACUACUAUGUGUACCUACUAUUGCUGCACAUCCAGAUGGUAUUGAUUCGUUAUCACCAACUUUCACCUCAUGGUCCCCUGAUAAUAUGACAAUAAGCCUUGGAGCUGUUGGGCCUAAUUUGAUAGUUGUUGCAACUUCCAGUCCAUGCUUCUUAUUUAUUCUUGGCAUCAGGACCUUAUCAGCCCAUCAUAAAGAAAUAUACCAGAUGAAACAUGUGAGAUUGCAAGAUGAACUAUCCUGCAUUUCAAUCCCCCCGCUUGAGCAAAAACCUUUUAUAUCUAAAACUAGUAAUACAAAUGGAGUUCCUUUGGAUUCUCUUCCAUCCGGAUUGGACAUUAGUAACACCUUCAUUAUUGGUACACAUAAGCCUUCUGUAGAAGUUCUAUCAUUUACUUCUGAUAAAGGCGUGAAUGUUCUUGCCAUUGGGUCUAUAACCUUAACAAACACUCUUGGAACAACCAUAAGUGGCUGCAUUCCUCAAGAUGUAAGACUUGUACUCGUUGAUCGGCUUUAUGUUCUUUCAGGAUUAAGGAACGGUAUGCUACUCAGAUUUGAGUGGCCCUCUGCCUCGAUAAUUGCCUCACUAGAGUCGCCUGCCCUUCAAACUUUUGACAAUUCUUGUAUGGCUAAUUCCAGUGGUUCCUCAAUUUUUGCUUCUCAGAAUUUUAGAACUCAACCUAUGCAAGUGUCCAGUUUAUUGGAUAAGACAAAGGAUUCUCCUGUUUAUCUGCAAUUAGUUGCAGUUCGUCGGAUUGGCAUCACUCCUGUUUUUCUGGUUCCAUUGAAUGACUCUCUUGAUGCUGAUGUCAUCGCUCUAAGCGAUAGACCCUGGUUAUUGCAAACUGCAAGGCAUAGCCUCUCGUAUACUUCAAUCUCUUUUCCACCUUCCACACAUGUUACUCCAGUCUGUUCAACUGAAUGUCCCAAGGGAAUUAUCUUUGUUGCUGAAAACAGUCUUCAUUUGGUAAGAGAAAAGCCAUAUUAUUGUUAACAGAGCUCAACAUUGGUACAUCACCUCCCUAGUUGCACUUGUAGUUUACAUAUUAUAUGUUGGAAAAGCAAGCACAAGCCACAUAGGAUUUCUUCUCGUUGUUCUCAUAUCCAGUUGAUGGCGGAUAUUCAAUGGCACUUUAUUCAUGCCACUCCCGUUUGCA
Nicotiana tabacum (common tobacco) is the source of this 3103-nucleotide messenger RNA. NCBI's taxonomy places the organism in Eukaryota, Viridiplantae, Streptophyta, Magnoliopsida, Solanales, Solanaceae. The record is from RefSeq and is a predicted model, not a curated record.